This is a messenger RNA of Cuscuta campestris, 932 nucleotides long. Lineage: Eukaryota; Viridiplantae; Streptophyta; Magnoliopsida; Solanales; Convolvulaceae. The record is from the annotation of a GenBank genome assembly.
CCCCAAAUAUGGGAAUUGAAACCUUGAACGGUACGAAUUUUUCUUCAUGGAAAGAUUAACUGAUGCUAACUCUUGGCAUGUUGGAUUUUGAUUAUGCACUGAGAGAGCCUGCCCUUCCUGCCCUCACUGAUAAAAGUACUGCUGAAGAUAAAAUAGUAAAUGAGAGAUGGGAGAGGUGCAACAGAAUGGCUCUUAUGCUCAUUAAAAAUUCCAUCAGCAUAAUCAUCAGGGGAGCUAUUCCAGAUUCAUCUAAUGCUAAAACAUAUCUGGCUUCCGUGGAGGAACAAUUCAAAGCAACUUCUAAGGCACAUGCCAGUACUCUUAUUUUGAAGAUGGUGACUACAAAAUAUGACGGGAAUAGCGGCAUUCGUGAGCACAUCAUGAUGAUGAACGACAUGGCCCGUAAGCUCAAGGGAUUAGACAUGGAGAUCAGGGAAGGUUUUCUGGUGCACUUUAUAAUGACUUCUCUUCCUGCAUCUUUUGAAGCUUUCAAGGUCAACUACAACACCCAGAAGGUCAAGUGGUCGAUGAAUGAGUUGAUUGCUAUGUGCGUACAAGAAGAAGAGCGUCUCAAGUUGGAAAAACCUGAUGUGGCUUACCUCAUGACCGCUAAUCCAAAGAAGAGGAAGGGCAAUGUCGAUAAGAAGGAUGUUUCUAAAGUCCAGAAACGUGAUGCAAGUGCUUCUUCCAGCUCUAAGCACUCUAAAGGGAAGUCUUACUGCAAGUUCUGCCGCAAGGAAGGACAUAGACAGAAAGACUGCCAAGACUUUAAGGAGUGGCUGACGAAGAAAGGGAUUCCUUACAAUCCAGAAGCUGGAAAGAAACCGAAGAACACUUAAGCUGGGGAAUGGAACAGAACUAGUUUUCGAAGCCGUGGGAACUUUAGAAUUAAUAAUGAAAACUGGUUUAUGUAUUAAACUUUAUGAUACCUU